AGGAAGUAGAGAGUUUCGGGAGCUUGUACAAGCUGUUGGCGGGGUGAGCGGUAUGGUUUAGUGGAAGAAGGCAAGAGACUGCGGCCGUGUGUGACUGUAUGCGUUUCUAAAUGCUACGUAGUAGAUGUUUUAAGGUGGAAUGGCUCCAGUACGGCAAAGAAACGCGAAGGGUGCGAAUGCAGCCGAGAUAGAGAAGAAAAUUAAAAGAGGUAAUGCGCUGAGGCAGGGAUCGUCAUGGCGGGGGUCCCGUUUGCUUGUGGCCUUGCUGCUGGUCGCUUUGUCUGCAUGUGGGGCGGCAACGUGGCUGUACAUGACCUCUUUGGACAGUGACGUCACAGAAACUCUGGUCAGCCAAGGGGAGCUGGUCGCACCUCAGCCCAGAGUCUACAGCGUCCAGUGCUCUGAAGACUAUGACAACUACAAACGCUACCCAGGAUGCACCCCUCAGAAGUGUGGCCGUGCAGUCACAGACGGCGUGGUGACGAGGGAGGAGGCUCAGACACUCAGGAGGUUGGCUGAGAGGGGGCUGGCUCUGGCUGGGUCAGAGGGAGGAGCCUCCAUACUGGACCUGCACUCUGGAGCCUUGUCGAUGGGAAAACAGUUUGUUAACGUAUACAGGUAUUUUGGGGAACGGCUCAAGGAUGUAUUCACACAAGAGGAUUUCCAGCUUUACAGAGAUGUGCGUGGGCGAAUCCAGGAAGUUAUCGCUCAGACGUUUGGUUUGGACCCAGCUUUGAUGUACCUCACCAAGCCCACCUUCUUCUCCAGGAUCAACAGCACGGCAGCCAAGACCCAACACGACGAGUACUGGCACCCGCACAUUGAUAAGGUGACCUAUGGCUCUUUCGACUACACCUCCCUCCUGUACCUGUCUGACUACGGCUCUGACUUCACUGGAGGUAGAUUUGUCUUCAUGGACCAGAAUGGCAACCGGACUGUGGAACCACGGGCAGGGAGAGUGUCUUUCUUCUCUUCUGGCUCAGAGAACCUCCACCGCGUGGAGAAGGUAACGUGGGGGACACGCUACGCCAUCACUGUGUCCUUCACCUGCGACCCUGCACACGCCAUCUCUGACCCUGCCCUGCCACGAGGCAUCCACGGAUGAUGGAUGACAGCACUGCCCACUGGUUCCGAUAGGCCCUGCAACAAAGAGGCAGAAUAGGCAGGAAUUAAGAACAAGGGGAAGGAAAAAGAGCUUUUACAUGGAUUUUUACAUUGGUAUUCUGUAUCUGCUCGGUCAAUAUCUUCAAUUUUCUCCGUUUAUUUUUCAAGUAUUGACUUGCUGAUGGUGCAGCAGGGAAAAAAAGAGCCACAUGUGGUCUCCCUCUGUGCUUUCCUGUUUGUUACACACCCUUGUGUUUUUAUCCUGUUUUCUACAGAAAUGUCUUUUUUUCCUGCACCAUCUUAAUCGCUGGUUUUAAGGGUUUUUCAGUUCCCCUGCAGGCUUUCGCAAUCUGCCAAAGCAGGAUUGUUUUCUGCCUUUCUGUGUUUUUUAUUUUAAGAGAGCUGCUGAUUCCCUGAAGAAGAGAUCUGGAACUUAUGAACUGCCAACUGAAUAAUCAACGUUUCAUCACCAAGUACCACUCAUACCCCAUCCUAUGACCCGUGAGGUAUUUUCUUCUAAGAAGAACCGUCUCUCUGUCCUGUUCGUUUGGUUUUUCCUACCUUAUGCUUCUGUGCAGUCUUGAGGAUGUUUUGAAAUAAAAUGACAUCAAAAGUUUGCCUGGUUUUGUUAGUCAUACUUCUCUGUACUUUUCUAUUUUAAAACCAGCAGCCUGGAAUAUUAAACCUUUAUGUAUUACUACUUUUUAAAUUCAAUUAACCAGUGUUAUACCCGUCUCUGCUCCUGCUGAUUGCUACUAGAGUCUUAUCCGCCCUUCCUUUGUGAGCCAGCCACUUGAGGAAUCUCUUGAUUGAUCUGAGACUAUCACGUGGUUGGGAAGUCAUCAUCCUCGCCUUUCUUAUUUUUCACACAGCUGCACCGAACCACCCACCGUUUCCAUUCUCAUUUUUUCUUUAUCGAUUCUGGAGUUUUUUGAUUUUAGGAUCCAUAAUUUUGUGUUUAUUUUAUAUGCCAAACACCCAUUUCAGUUUUUAUGCUCUGAUGUGAUUUUAAAUGUUAAUGCUACUCUCUUUGUCAACAUUUAACAGUGGUGUGUUUGGGGCUUUUUCUUUUUUUUUUCUUUUAAAGGUAGGAUCAGAAACAAAAUGUCAGCUAGCCAUCAAA
This is a messenger RNA of Pelmatolapia mariae (spotted tilapia), 2227 nucleotides long. RefSeq names its product urotensin-2 receptor 2 (gene ogfod3). Gene Ontology annotation, cellular component: membrane. The transcript has 9 exons. Gene Ontology annotation, molecular function: iron ion binding; oxidoreductase activity, acting on paired donors, with incorporation or reduction of molecular oxygen; L-ascorbic acid binding. Lineage: Eukaryota; Metazoa; Chordata; Actinopteri; Cichliformes; Cichlidae. Bases 140 to 1105 code for a protein of 321 amino acids. The record is from RefSeq and is a predicted model, not a curated record.